UGUGACUCGGCUGGGCCCCCAGAGGCGGGCGAUGUGAAGAUGUCAGUGGGCUGUGCCUGUCCUGGUGAGUGGGGCGUGCGGCCACUUGGCCCCUUCCUGCCCAACCGUCCCCGCGGACCCCUCACCCCGUGUUUGGCGAGAACUUGUGUGGGGGGCGUCGAUGGCAUGGGGGAAGCCGGGGGCUGGAAGGGCUACGCGGGGCCUCAGGCCGGCGGGUAGCGUUUUCCCCAAAUGUGUAAAUGCGCAGCAGCCCAGAAACACGGGGAGGAGACGCUGGGGAUGGCUUAUGUGUAUGGUUUUUUGGGGGUAGGCUAAUUGGGGAGAGGUUUGGGGGGGCUGAAAUUCUCAGAAUUCCAGGUUGUUAGCCAAUCAGAAGUGACUCUGGACUUUUGACCCCCCCCUCAGGUUACCAUAGAGUUGUGAUUGGCUGGUUUGGGCUGCCCCCCCUUCCCUGCUGCCCAUUGCCACUUACCUAUUCUGUGACAUCCCCCCCAUGCUGUUUCUGAGGACCCUGUUUGCAGGGAGGUAUUGAUUGGGGCCCAUCUUGCCCCCCCCCUUCAACUUUUCCUGCCUGUUGCCAGGGAAGGUUGGCCCUCCUGAGGCACCGGAGGUACUCCUAAGAGGUGCCAGAUAAUUGGACCCUUGGGUCUGCAUCUCCGCCCUAGUGGGAAGGCAGGCUAGGAAAUAGAGUGAUUUGUGGAGAGGUAAGCUGGGGGAGCAAUACUUGACCCAAAACUGAGAACUUGAGAGAGGACCCAGGCUCAGAUCCCUGCCUCCCCAAAACAUACCAGCUCUUGCCAGGGAUAGCCUAGGUCUGAGUUUUUUUCCUGGGGGGCUGGUCGGGGGGGGGCAGGGGGCGUCUACCUCACUGCCAGGAGGAAAGAGAGAAGCCAUGCGACUGGAGAGGUAGUCUACAGAGGGCCUCACGGCACACUGUCUCCAUCCCCGGGACUCUGGGUCUUGGAAUUGGCCCUCCUGCCCCAGACUGGAGUCAGCUUUCUCCUGGAAGUCAGUGUCCAUGAAUGUAGCCCGCUUUGGCUACAUACUUCACAACUGGACAACCCCCACUCCCCCACAAAUCCCCAAGGGAAGCUGCCAGUGCGGAAGCUUCCUUGAAAAUCAUGUGACCCAGGCCAAGCUGGGCUGGGCACACACUUGAGGUGCCUGCUGAGGCUGAUGUUUAAGGGGCAUGGGUCCCAGAAGGAGGAAUAAGAGAACCUAAGAAUCCUAGAAUAUCCGAGUAGGGAAACCACUGGCUCCUGCUGCAGAGGACUGGGGAGAGGAGAGGGAAGAGCUUGCCAAGCUGGAAUCCUGCCUGGCCCCGUCGCCCUUUCUUCUACCAGCUUGGUGUACAUGUUUAUGUGUGGAUUUUCUCCUUUAUAACUGACCCAUGCUGGGUACUCCGUUCAGAUCCAUCAUGUUCUUAGGCCACCCCAGGGCCCUGACCCUCCAUCACCACACAUGAGCGGAGCAGUUAAACUAAGGAUCUGAACAAGCUAGAGGGAUGAGUCUUAAAUUGUGAUUCUUAGUUCCUACAAAUAGUGGGUAAGCGGGUAUGUAUGCAUGGAGGGGUUGUCAGGCUGGAGGUGGAUGGGAGGUUGGCCCUGAAGUUGGGGCAGGGUGCCUGGGUCCAGUGGGAGGAGAGAGAAAAUCUCUUCUUCUUAGUCUCUGGGAGCAGCAUGGGAACAGGAAGAGGGCCGAAGCCCAGGGGUUUGUGGGUGGGUGGGAAGACAACUUCAGUCAGUGCCCCAGAAGGCAUGUUUCUUUUGUGUCUGGUCUGACUGAGGGAGAGAGGGCAAAAGAUAGGGAAGAGUGGGGAGUCUUUUUCCAGAUUGUGAAGAAGUCUUACAGAUUGAUGCCAAAGAGGGUGGAUGGAGGUUAAACUUCAAGGAGAACCACAUGGGGAGGGCUUCAGAGUAGACUGGAGGUGGGGAAUAGUAGCAGUUGGGGUUAGAGAGGGGACCUGGCUUGCGGCUUGCUUGGAUGGGGGAGCACACGCUUGAACACAAGGAUAGCAUGGCAGCAUGUAGCAGUCCAGGCCCGAAGACUUCCCCCACCUUGAGCAGCCCUGGGGUGAGGGCUGAGGCUCCCUGGCAGGCCGCCUGCCGCCUGCUUGCCUGCCUGUCUGAGUCUCUCCUUUGUGCUCUGCUGUCUCCGGGCUCCUCCUCCUCCCCCAGCCCAGCAGAGACAGCACAUGCCCCACACAUGUGACUGAGGGAAGCAAGAGCGCACACAGACCCACACACAUGCACACGCAGAAGCACCACAAGAUACACACAUACACACGCCCAGCUCCCAUAGUGCUCCUGGGGUGAGGACCAGCUUCUGGGGCUGGAAUGGCUGGGAGCAGGGAGAGCCUCUGGCUAAGGGGCAUCACCCUGAGCAAGAUGCUGAGGGGGCCAGGGCCUGUCUAGGGCAGCAUGUGGCUCAGAAGGGUUAAGGCAGGGAGGAGUAGGGGGAGGGGAGGAGGCAGCAGUGGUGGCGGCUGGGAGCCAGGAGAGGAGGAUGGCAGAGUGCCAGGCCAACGGGAGGCCGGGCACAGACAAAGGAAGGGGGGCAGGCACACUGGAGGCCUGGGUCAGGGAGCCCCAGGGGCCCGGGCAGGGGGCAGUGCUGGUACCUUAUUCUGUGGGCUGGGGCUGGCUGCUGCCCUUUGAGUCCCCACCUCCAGGAGGAGUACUUUCCCUCAUCAUCUUUGUCAUUAUUUGCUGCUCCCUCCACCUCACCACCAAUUCUAAGGCCUUCUAACUCAGACUUGCUCUUUUUAGCUGGAUCUGUUCUGCCCCUGUGCAACUGGGUGAAUCGGGUCAGAGCAGAGAAAGGAGCAGACUUGCUGGAGAAGGAGAACUAGGAGGCCUGUUUUGAAUGGUUUGCCAGUCUUGAUACAUCUUGGCAUUUAGGGACCCCUCCACCCCACAGCGACACUAGAGGGCCCUUGUAGUCCCUCCUGUCUGAGGAGACAGGGUGGGUGCGGGGUUCUGAGCUCUGGGCUGGAGGCAAAAGCCAGAGCACAUUCCCCCCUCCCCAUGUGGACGGUGAUUGGAGGCCUGGAGGGGGAAGGGAGUAGGAAUGGCUGCAGGGCUUGGCUUGUAUCUGGUGGGUUUAGAAGUGCAGGGUUCAACACCCCCACCCCCCAACCCACCCUGGUCAUCCUGUCUCAGUGGGUUCUGUUAGGAUCUCACUGUUAGGAUAUUUGGCCCUAUGUGCUAUGAGGAUCUCUUGAGGUACUGCCUGUGAAUGCACUUUGGAAAGUUUAAAGGCAGUGGGGAAGUGGGACUACCCCAGAGUUAAGCUGUAAAUUUGGGAGUCAGUGGGAAUGCCUUAAGUCCUGGUGAUAGGCUGUAUGUUGCAGGGUCUGGCUGAAUGUUACAGAUUUCAAUACGUUUGUGAAAGCUGGGGUUUAUUCUAUGGCCAGGCUGUGAUGAGGAAUGGUACACAGGCUUCAGAGAGGGUGAUUUAUAGGUUAAGUCCUUGCAUAAUAAAUGAUCAGGGUGUGUAUGUGAUAGGCUGUCACAGGUUUAGGGGUUAUAACACAGUUUUGGUGUGUGUAUUGAGGUCAGGAUGCGUGUCAUAGGUCCCAGUGUGUAUGACUUAGACUGUGUGUGUGUGUAUAUAUCCAGGAUUUGGGUAUAUUUAGGUUUUGAGAUACAUCACAGGUUGAUGGCCAGAUGCGGUGGCUCACAUCUGUAAUACUAGCACUUUGGGAGGCCAAGGUGGGUGGAUCACCUGAGGUCAGGUGUUUGAGACAGCCUGGCCAACAUAGUGAAACCCUGUCUCUACUAAAAAUACAAACAUUAGCUGGGUAUGGUGGCAUUUACCUGUAAUCUCAGCUACUCAGGAGGCUGAGGCAGGAGAAUUGCUUGAACCCAGGAGGUAGAGGUUGCAGUGAGCCAAGAUUGCGCCACUGCACUCCAGCCUAAGCAACAGAGCGAGACUCCGUCUUGGAAAAAAGAUACAUCACAGGUUGAAAUGUGUAUCAGGUAGUGAUUUAUGUGAAAGUGAGAUGUGUUAUUUAUGUGAAGAUGUUCACAGAGCCAGGUGCAAUAUUACUGCACAGUUAACUAGUGAGUAUGUCAUGAGAAAUCCUGUCCUUGGAGUUAUGUGUGAAUAUAGUUGGGGGUAGGAGGCAGGAAGUAGAGAAACAAACACUCAAAUUGCAAAGAAGGAAAUAGAAGGUUCGUGCUCCCCCUUCCCGUGUGUGUGUGUGUGUGUGUGUGUGCGCGCGCGCUAUGUAUUUUCCUUUUCCUAUCUGCCCACGAGUAAGGUCUGGACCACUACCUAAGUUUUAGAAAUACUCCCUCCUGCUACAACAAAAUUACCUUAGAAAAAAAAAAUAGAAAUACCUGCUCCCUUGGGAUGCCCUGCUGGAUGGGAGAACAGGCCCUAUCCACUAACCACACCUUUUUUUUUCUGGGGUGGUGGGGAGGAUUCAGCAGCAAACUAAGCUCCUUCUGGGGACCCUUGGAUGGCCAAGUUGGCUUUCCCUAGCUCUGACAAUACCUCUUUCCCUGGCACCCACUUGUCUUCAGUGGUGGUGGGGAAGGGGGCUUCCUGUUAAGGGAGAUCUAAGUCAAGGCUUGGAAUUUAGCUGGGUUGGGGGCAGGGAAGCCUGGAGUGUCCCCCUCCCUCCAAUCAGUGUUUACAGGCUGAUGUCAGAAUGUGUGUCUGUCAAAAAUAACCCCCUGGAGCUUCUCCCCACAGCUGCUCCAGGAUUUCACCAGGGGAGCCCAGGGUGGCAGCCUGGGCCAGCCUUCAACCUGAGCGAUCACAGGGGCGAGAAAGAUUUGGGGGAGGUUUGGGAGGUGCUUUGAAGAUCUUGGAGUCUGCAGAGAGGAGCCCGCCCUCCUCCAUCUCUGCCAGUGGCUUUGGUCCUCCUGCUCACUCCUGAGCACCGCGCCUGGGGCUCCGGGGAGGCGGGCUGCAUUUCAUUCCUGGCCCCCACAGGCCUCUCCUCCAUCCAGGUCUCUCCUGGCCCAAUCUGAUCCGUCCCCUGUCUCUCCCAGUCUCUGUCUCUCUUUUGUUUUUCUCAGCAGUCCCUCCGUCCCAGCCUCCCUCCCUCCCUUGCUCUUCCUCUUUCCUCUCAGGGAGGGGGCGGGGCCGGUGGGGGCAGCUCCACCCUCCGCCCGCCCUGGGGCCUCAUUCUGAGAGAGGCUCGGAGAGAGCGAGUGGGGAGGGAGGGAGGCAGGGAGAGAAAGGGAGAAAGGCAGGCAGCCGGCGGGCGCUGCGUGUGUGUCUGAGUGUGCGAGUGUGAGUGAGUGUGAGUGCCGGGUCCUACCUCUCCUGGUGCCCCCAGCAGAGGGGCCCGGUGGCCUGGGGAGGGCGGGCGGGCUGCUCGGAGGCAGAGGCAGCGAGAGGCGGCGGCGGGGAGAGCCGAGGAGGAGGAGGAGGAGAGAGGAAAGAGCGGAGCAGCCAUUGUUGAGGGAAACCUUGCAAACAAAGAAGGCUCCGGACUCCCCGCGGCCCCCCGCCCCCCAGGCAGGCCCCCUGGCCCCCAGCCCCCGGCCCAGUGACCAUUGUAACUUUCCUCCGGGGCUGCGGCCGCCGCGGGGCGGGCCGAGGCUGUGCGUGCCAGUCUUUGUGCGGCCGGCGGACUGGAGCUCCCAGUCGGGCCUGCCUGUCCCACUCGGGACAUGAGCUGCUGAAGUUGUGCCCGCGUCAGCCCUCACCCCUGCCAGGACUCCUCUGGGCUUGCAGUCGCUCCCCGCACCUCUCCUGGCCCCCUCAGUUCUCCCAGGUUGUUCCUCAAAGUCAUUCAAGCUGUACUCGCCGAAGGAGCCCCCGAACGGCAACGCCUUUCCCCCCUUCCAUCCCGGCACCAUGCUGGAUAGGGAUGUGGGCCCAACUCCCAUGUACCCGCCUACAUACCUGGAGCCAGGGAUUGGGAGGCACACACCAUAUGGCAACCAAACUGACUACAGAAUAUUUGAGCUUAACAAAAGGCUUCAGAACUGGACAGAGGAAUGUGACAAUCUCUGGUGGGAUGCAUUCACGACUGAGUUCUUUGAGGACGAUGCCAUGUUGACCAUCACUUUCUGCCUGGAGGAUGGACCAAAGAGAUAUACCAUUGGCCGGACCCUGAUCCCACGCUACUUCCGCAGCAUCUUUGAGGGGGGUGCUACGGAGCUGUACUAUGUUCUUAAGCACCCCAAGGAGGCAUUCCACAGCAACUUUGUGUCCCUCGACUGUGACCAGGGCAGCAUGGUGACCCAGCAUGGCAAGCCCAUGUUCACCCAGGUGUGUGUGGAGGGCCGGUUGUACCUGGAGUUCAUGUUUGACGACAUGAUGCGGAUAAAGACGUGGCACUUCAGCAUUCGGCAGCACCGAGAGCUCAUCCCCCGCAGCAUCCUUGCCAUGCAUGCCCAAGACCCCCAGAUGUUGGAUCAGCUCUCCAAAAACAUCACCCGGUGUGGGCUGUCCAAUUCCACUCUUAACUACCUCCGACUCUGUGUGAUACUGGAGCCCAUGCAAGAGCUCAUGUCCCGCCACAAGACCUACAGCCUCAGCCCCCGCGACUGCCUCAAGACCUGCCUUUUCCAGAAGUGGCAGCGCAUGGUAGCACCCCCUGCGGAGCCCACACGUCAGCAGCCCAGCAAACGGCGGAAACGGAAGAUGUCAGGGGGCAGCACCAUGAGCUCGGGGGGUGGCAACACCAACAACAGCAACAGCAAGAAGAAGAGCCCAGCUAGCACCUUCGCCCUCUCCAGCCAGGUACCUGAUGUGAUGGUGGUGGGGGAGCCCACCCUGAUGGGCGGGGAGUUCGGGGACGAGGACGAGAGGCUCAUCACCCGGCUGGAGAACACCCAGUUUGACGCAGCCAACGGCAUUGACGACGAGGACAGCUUUAACAACUCCCCUGCACUGGGCGCCAACAGCCCCUGGAACAGCAAGCCUCCGUCCAGCCAAGAAAGCAAAUCGGAGAACCCCACGUCACAGGCCUCCCAGUAAAAGGCCCUGCCAUGGCCACCCAGUGCUCUGCCUACCUGCCCCACCCCUCGCAGUCCCAGGGAGCAGAAGACAGAAUGAAGAGACUGAGCAUCUAAAAUGGGCAGGCUCCAUCCACCCGCUUCAGGGAGGAACUGGACUCGCUGGGGGCAGGUGCCAAGAUUUGCCCCCCCAGUGGCCCUGGGCUGGGCCUGGCCUCUGCAGAGCCUUUUAGGGGAAGGGGGUACUCAUGUGGAUGCCUACUUGGAACCUGGGCCUCUGAGACAUGUCCUGACUACCCCCCAGGGCAUUUGCCUCCAUCCUCACCCCAGAUUGUGGGUUUCCCAUCCCCCUGACUUUACCCCUUUCAAGCCUGGGGUUGUCUAUACUCACAGCCCUUAGGGACUUAAAGUUAUGGGGCUUGGUUGAAUGCCCCUUCCCCUAGGCAGCUGGUAAUAGAGGAGUAAAGCUCUGGGCCCCUCCUCCCUGCUGCCACUUACCCAGCUCCAAGUUUUUAAAAAAAUAAUAUUAUUAAAAAUGUAAGUUAAAAAAAAAUCACUCAUGUCCCCCCCUCUCCCACCUAUUAAAAGUCCAGCUACCUCCCUGUUCUUGGUAGAUGGGGGCCUAGGGCCUAGGUGGGGGUGAGAGUCGGGGAGGGAGGUAUGCAUACCAUUUUAUACGGUGUGUGAGAGCUUCAGACCAAGGAGACAUUUUGCCAUCUCUCCCCCUUUCCUCUGGGGUGACUGCAGUUGAGGAAAGCAUGCCAUGGGGUAGGGGGACACUGGUGGCCACAUCUUGGUGACAGACCCCUGCUGUUGUCUCUGUCUCCCCAUUCUCAACUCUGGCCUGCCCUCUUAGUGCUUGUGACUCCCUCUCUUCCAGCCCCACCCCCAUGGUAUGUAUAUUCCUUACAAGUCCUCCACAAGAGCAGCUGUCUAGGAUGCAGGGCGGGGAGGCUCCUUUCCUUAGGGAGCGUGGAGAGAAGGGAGCAGCCUUGUUGCUGUAUUUUUGGUUUUGUUUCAGUUGGGCAGGCAUGGGAUGGGAGAGGGGCUUAGCCACUUUCCUCCAGAAUCCUCCCUCAACCCCUCCAACUGCAUAUGUAAUCCUACUCUGUCCUUCAUAGAGGGGAAGGAGCCACAGAUGACGUCCCAGUUCUAAGCCCACCAGAGAGAAACAGGCCUCUGUCCCCCUAGGUGAGGUAGAGGGUCUUCAGCUGCCAGUAUCCCCUGCCGCUCCUUCCUCACAGAAGGGAGGAGGAGGAGGCAGCCGGGAUCCUCAGCUCUGCCAGGGUGCAGCCAGGAGCAAGGGUUUCACGCAGCUGGGCCAGCUCUGUGGCUUUGCUGCCUUUUCCUGUGGCCAGUCCCAGGAAGUGCUAGCACCACCUCUCUCCCCACUUUUCCCUCUGGAUUCUGGGGUCCCCCACACCGUAUUUCCUCCACUCCAGCAGCCACUUUUGGAAGGGUAUUGAGUCAGGAGCUGAGGGAAGGGAUGAGGAAGGUGGACAUCCCACCCCAACUGUAAUGCCUUUUUUUUUUUUUUUUUUUUUUUUUUGGGCCAUUUGAGUCAUGUAUGGUACCGAUCAAUAAAGAGACUUUUCGGUU
Symphalangus syndactylus (siamang) is the source of this 8522-nucleotide messenger RNA. It is a transcript of the gene LDB1, whose product is annotated as LIM domain binding 1. The record is from RefSeq and is a predicted model, not a curated record. Lineage: Eukaryota; Metazoa; Chordata; Mammalia; Primates; Hylobatidae.